Messenger RNA from Ostrea edulis (European flat oyster), 2592 nucleotides. RefSeq lists its product as uncharacterized. The transcript is spliced from 11 exons. Lineage: Eukaryota; Metazoa; Mollusca; Bivalvia; Ostreida; Ostreidae. The record is from RefSeq and is a predicted model, not a curated record. The coding region runs from base 25 to 1482 and encodes 485 amino acids.
GAAUACUUAAAAAGUCGAGAGUUUAUGACUAAUGCUGAAUCUAGUCUCUGUCAAUUUCAAAUCAGAGUAUGUAUAUCAUCCAUUACAGGAUAUUUACAGAACACAGUGUGCGUGAAAAUGAAGCUGUGUCUGUCUGUAUUGUUCUUGAUUUACUUCCGGUCAGCAGACACUUACACAGUCAAAGUCCUGUCGAACGCCUCCAAGAUCUCGGAAGGAAAAGACAUGCUGCUGAGUUGUAUCGUGGAGGGCCUAACAGAGGAACUAUUCCUAGACAGAUCAAAGGCGUAUUCAGAGUGGAUAUUCCGGGGAGAUAACAGAGUGGUGAUACUAAGUCAGUUCCCACAGAAGAACUCCUUCAUACCUAAAUACGCGACGAAUCUUACAAGAGACGCACUUUCUGGUUCUCUUCACUUCACAAUAGUAAUCAAUGAAGUCACCGACAGAAACAAAGGAGUUUACACCUGCGUGGUUUCCAAGGAUACAACGGUGAUUAGGAAGCAGCUGGAAAUUUCAGGUGAAGACGAGGCAGAUAAGAUGUCGACUUCCCUGGUGUUUGUUGACGACAAAGUAUCGAGGGAGGCGGCGGACAGGAAGUGCGAGUUGUACGGGUUUCACACACCAAACAACAGGACAAACAUUACAGAACUCAGCUUAAUCAUGCAUCCUAAUGAAACGUCAUGGACAUUUCGUGAUGACGACAGACAUGACGUCACACUGAAUCGUCACUGGCUUUCCAUCAGAGGUUGUUUUCAUAUGAAUGUGACAUUUGAAGCGCAGCACUAUACGGAUUGUGACGUCAUCUAUGACGCCGAAUAUUCCUUAAUGAAUGCCUUUCUUGCAAUACAUAACAACUCUUGCUACGUUUUAUGGAAAUGGAUUGAAGACUUGAUGAAAUAUCAACUUUCGGAAUCGUUAUGUGGAUGGAGAUGUCCGGAUAUUAUUGAGACCGGAUGUGGUGGUGAAGAUGCAGUGUCGCUGUACAAAGUGGUAGAAGUUGAUUUCAUAGACUUGUCAAAAGUUCGGCAAUCAUACGAAGAAGACUGCAAUGCUUUGUAUUUGACCGAUGUUGAACUCCCAAAACAAAGAAUUCCUUGUCAUAUAAACCCCACAUGCAGUGCAGUGUGCGUACAAGAUGAAAGGAGAGUUUUCGCCAACUACACUCUUGUAGUAUGGAUGGAUGCGUACCAUUUAUGCGCUGAAAUGAACGCCAGUCUUCCUGACGAGAGACAGAACAUUUCUUACACCAUUGAUGAGUUCCCUUGUCUGGGAGUAUUCAAAAGCAGCAAACUAUCUUUCAAGGAAAGAAGACUGCAGUAUGUCGUCCAAACAAAUAAUGGUAGCAUCCUCCUUAAGUCUACAAAUACCAGUGUGGGAAAACUUCCUUACAUAUGCGAGCUGUCAACAGAACAAGCUGGUGGUUCCGACAAGACCCUGGUGGCUUCAGACGGAUCCAAACCACUACAGCAAUUUAAAGCAAUAUAAGCUGUCGGCGGCGGCAAUUUUUUUAAAUCAUGAAAGUGUCGCUAAAACGUUUUUUCAAUGCGAAAUAUAAAAUUCUAAACUCAAUUUCAACUCAACGAAGGUCUAAAACGCACUGAAAACGAGAAAAUUAGCAGUGCCGGAAUUUUUGUCUUGCAAGACAGUCUUUCCCUGACGUAAUCGGAGAUAUGCAAGUGACCUCUGGGUCAAACCCUCGGAUGCUGAUAUACGCAUAAUAUAUCGGAUAUUAUGUCUAAGAUGUCGGGGAAAUGUGGAUCGAAAGUAAAACUAACAGACUCAGCAAGAAAAAGAAAUGAAAGAGAAGCUAAUGCUAGAUUAAACAGAAACAAAAUAUAUAUUGGGGACCAGUACGAUCGUUGGACGGAGCUACGGACAAAACUGUCUUUGAAAACAAACAUCGAAGUUGCAAAGAUUCUGCUUGACAAUUAAGUGUGUAGUAUAUUAUAUCAAUUAUUUUGCACGAUAUUUAUAAGAAAGAUUGGGGAAAACUAUAAAUACAUGAUUGGUCUUCUAAGCUUUAUUUUAUAUCUAGCCGAUGUUAUUUGUUACUGAAGUACUACACAACAAACAAGCAUCUCCGUAAGCUAGUUGGUAGCGUAAAUAUUGUGAGGCACGGAAGGGGUAAACUGUGAUCUGUAAACGUUUAUAUUUUGUUGUUCUAGCUUUGAAGCUAAGGAUGAACAAGACAAAUCGACAAAUGUGACUGCGGAAAAAGUCUUCAUACCCUAUGUUACUUCAACGCCCGGUCCAUCAGCAUUGAAGAAAAUCUGUUUAGUACAGUCUGAUUUAUCAGACAUUCUCUAGAUGAAGUUGGAAAAGAAUAAGUAUCUAGGCCUGUUACACAUUUUGUAAAAUUUUUGAAAUGAAUCAUGUCAUAGUUUUAAAUAUAUUAACAGAAACAAGUUCAAAAAGAUAUUUAAAAUUAUUCAUUUUAUUGUAUAUGAUAUGAUUUAUUAACCAAUGUUGGACCCACAAGGGGCAAAUAUACAAAGAACAGUUAUGAUUGAAGACAUAUACAAGAGACAGACGUGUAUGCAAAACAUACAUGUAGUUAACAAAGUUGUGAUUACAAUACAAUUUAGAUUGAUUGCA